UUUUGUGUUUUGCUUUGAUGACGUUUUGGUUAUUUUUUCCAUUGUUGAACGUUUUUUGAAAUUUAUUCACCAAAUUACGGUAUUUAAAUUUUUUAAUUAUUGACCCUUUUAAAAAUUUUUAUUUUUACCCUUUUAUAAUUUUUUUUAACUUGACCAUUUUACAACGUUUUCCGACUUGGCCAAUUAUAUUCCUGACCAUUUUAAGCUGCCCUUUCGCUCCUUUGAAGUUCUCUAAUUUUUUGUGACAAUAUUUGUGUACAAAAUGUACUAUUGUCUGCGGUUAGUCAAAAAAACAUCACGUUCCUCCCUCAAUUUGUACUUUGUUCCUCUGCGGUGUUGAUUGUUACUUCAUUCAAUGGUAGGCUUUUAUAGGGGAGUUUCUCUCUCUCAAAUUGAUUUGCAGUCAAAACAAAAGGCAAACAAGGCUAUUUUUAAGGUUAUUUUUAGGUACAGGGAGAGAUGUUUAUCUUUUUUUAUUGUCUGGUUUAAACAAAAUUUUCUAGUCAUUUAUGUUAAAAACAUUUUUUACUAAAAAAUUAAUUAAAAUGCCAGAAUUUUUAAAAGAUUCACAAUUUCAAAUUUUAUCGUCACCAAGACAUAUUAUUGGAAAUAAUCAUCAUCAAGGGCAUUUCCCGCCUUUUAUUUCAAAUUUCACAACGUCCUCUUCAACCAAUUCAGAGUCUAGCAGCGCUUCAUCAACAUCAUCUUCAAGUUCAAAUUCUUUACCAAAUUCUUUUCAACCUCCUUCAGCUGAUUCUGAAUCUUACGUUAAAGUUAGAAUGCCAAAUAUUAAAGUUUUUUCUGGUUCGUCAAAUUAUGAAAUGGCUCGUUCAAUUUGCGAUAGAUUACAAUUAGAUGUAGCUAAAGCUGUUUUGAAGAAGUUUAGCAAUAAAGAAACUAAUGUAGAAAUUAUUGAAUCUGUUAGAGGAGAGGAUGUUUAUAUUAUACAGAGCGGUUGUGGCGAGAUAAACGACCACUUGAUGGAACUUUUAAUUAUGAUUUCUGCUUGUAAAAUUGCUUCAGCAUCUCGUGUCACAGCAGUAAUUCCCUGUUUUCCUUAUGCUAGACAAGACAAAAAAGACAAAUCUCGAGCGCCAAUUACUGCUAAACUUGUUGCAAAUAUGCUUUCAGUUGCUGGGGCUGAUCAUAUAAUUACAAUGGAUUUGCAUGCCUCCCAAAUUCAAGGAUUUUUUGAUAUUCCUGUGGAUAAUUUAUAUGCUGAACCGGCAAUAUUAAAAUCAAUUAGAGAAACAAUUCCAAAUUGGAAAGAAGCUGUUAUUGUUUCUCCUGAUGCUGGGGGAGCUAAACGUGUAACCUCAAUAGCCGAUCGUUUAAACGUCGAUUUUGCUUUAAUCCAUAAAGAAAGAAAAAUUGCUAAUGAAGUUGAGAAGAUGACACUUGUUGGUGAUGUAACAAACAAAACAGCAAUUUUAGUUGAUGAUAUGUCUGAUACUUGUGGAACUUUAAUUUUGGCUGCAGAAAAAUUAAAUGAAGCUGGGGCAAGCCAAAUUUAUGCUUUUUGUGUUCAUGGAAUAUUUUCUGGUCCAGCUAUUGAUCGCUUAAAUAAUUCAAAAUUCGAAUCUGUUUUUGUAACAAAUACAAUUCCGCAAGAAGAAAAUAUGAAACGUUGCAGUAAAGUUAAGUGUAUUGACAUUUCAAUGAUUCUUGCUGAAGCAAUUCGUCGUACACAUAAUGGUGAAUCUGUUAGUUAUUUAUUCAGUCAUGUGCCUUUGUAA
Messenger RNA from Meloidogyne enterolobii, 1736 nucleotides. The record is from the annotation of a GenBank genome assembly. NCBI's taxonomy places the organism in Eukaryota, Metazoa, Nematoda, Chromadorea, Rhabditida, Meloidogynidae.